This is a messenger RNA of Neoarius graeffei (lesser salmon catfish), 1371 nucleotides long. RefSeq names its product transmembrane protease serine 4-like. Gene Ontology annotation, biological process: proteolysis. Gene Ontology annotation, molecular function: serine-type endopeptidase activity; protein binding. Lineage: Eukaryota; Metazoa; Chordata; Actinopteri; Siluriformes; Ariidae. The transcript has 10 exons. Gene Ontology annotation, cellular component: membrane. The record is from RefSeq and is a predicted model, not a curated record. The coding region runs from base 1 to 1305 and encodes 434 amino acids.
AUGCCUGUGCAGUCGAGGAGGUUACCAAAGUUGCAGACAGAGAGGAAGAAGAAGAGGCUGAGGUUUGCUCUCAUCAUCUGCUGUGUGCUGCUGAUAUUAGCCAUCCUGGCACUGGCAUUACACUACAUUGUAAGACAUGUAAAUUCCAAGUUUUACUUCUGCGCUCAGUCACUCAAGUUUAUUCCUAUUGAAAAUGCAUGUGAUGGGAAAUUCGAAUGUGAAGCUGGAGAGGACGAGCUCAACUGUGUGUCUAGGGUGAAGGUCAACACAACAUAUCCAGUGAGGUUGAUGGGUGAGAAUCUGAUUCUGCAAGUUUUAGUUCAUGACGAAACCUGGAGCACUGUAUGUGCGGACGACUGGAAAUCCCAACACACCCGAUUAGCCUGCCAGCAACUGGGUUACACACAGAGCCCACGGAGUAUACAAGUCCCUGUGAGGAGUCUACAUCCUGAUCUACAGACUGCAUUCAGUGUCCUCAAUAACGAAGGCCAGGAAACAAGUGAGAACAUCCAGAGUUUACUCACUAUGAGAGAUGAAUGCUCCUCCGGCUCUGUAAUCUCACUGUCUUGCUCAGACUGUGGUGAGGUGGUCGGUGAAGAUCGGAUCAUUGGUGGUAUGGACACUACAAUAGAGAUGUGGCCAUGGCAAGUUAGUUUGCGCUGGGACAUGCAGCAUCUGUGUGGAGGAUCACUAAUAUCAACACGAUGGAUAAUCGGCGCUGCUCAUUGCUUCACUGGAAAAGCCAAAGGACUGGGCCAGUGGAGUGUGCUUUUAGGCCAAACCUAUAGGACCUCAUCUGGGGCGGUGUCUGUGAAAAGCAUCCUGUUAAACGAAGCCCAUGACUCAGUGUCACGUGACUAUGAUAUUGCCAUGGUCCAACUCGCCACUGAUGUUCUUCUUGGAGCCACCAUGCAUCCUGUCUGCCUGCCCCCAUACCAGCUGUCAAUCAUGGAGGGAGAUGAACUUGUUGUGACUGGGUGGGGAUUACAACAAGAGAAUGGCCAGCUGUCAGAUGUUCUGCAGAAAGCCAUGGUUCCUUUGAUUGACUGGUCCGUAUGCUCCAAUGCAUCCGUUUAUGGUUCUGCCGUCACUCCCAGAAUGCUGUGUGCUGGCUUUCUGAAAGGAGGAGUAGAUUCCUGUCAGGGGGAUAGUGGGGGUCCACUUGUGUUCCUGUUGUCCCGGUGGUAUUUGGUGGGUGUGGUGAGCUGGGGAGGCGGCUGCGCCCGUGAAGGCCAACCUGGAGUUUACACCGACGUUGGACAGCAACUAAACUGGAUUUACACCAUCAUGAGCAUGAGUGUAUGAGUAAAAAAAAAUGAUACAUCACCAUUAAAUCAGAAUUAAAAUGUUUAUCGCAAGGUCUAAAAGUCG